Mizuhopecten yessoensis (Yesso scallop) is the source of this 1560-nucleotide messenger RNA. RefSeq lists its product as uncharacterized. The transcript has a single exon. Bases 1 to 1560 code for a protein of 519 amino acids. NCBI's taxonomy places the organism in Eukaryota, Metazoa, Mollusca, Bivalvia, Pectinida, Pectinidae. The record is from RefSeq and is a predicted model, not a curated record.
AUGUCUAUUGUUACUAUUGAAAAAUACACUUACAAAAAUAGUGACAAUGUUACCAUUGAAGAAGACACUAACAAAAAUAGGGACAAUGUUUCUAUUGAAGAAGACACUAACAAAAAUAGUGACAAUAUUCCCAUUGAAGAAGAUACUAACAAAAACAGUGACAAUGUUACCAUUGAAGAAGACACUACCAAAAACAGUGACAAUGUUACCAUUGAAGAAGACACUAAAAAAAAUAGUGACAAUGUUUCUAUUGAAGAAGACACUAACAAAAAUAGUGACACUGUUACCAUUGAAGAAGACACUAACAAAAACAGUGACAAUGUUACCAUUGAAGAAGACACUAACAAAAACAGUGACAACGUUACCAUUGAAGAAGACACUAACAAAAACAGUGACAAUGUUACCAUUGAAGAAGACACUACCAAAAACAGUGACAAUGUUACCAUUGAAGAAGACACUACCAAAAACAGUGACAAUGUUACCAUUGAAGAAGACACUACCAAAAACAGUGACAAUGUUACCAUUGAAGAAGACACUAAAAAAAAUAGUGACAAUGUUUCUAUUGAAGAAGACACUAACAAAAAUAGUGGCAAUAUUACCAUUGAAGAAGACGCUUACAAAAAUAGUGACAAUGUUACCAAUGAAGAAGACACUAACAAAAACAGUGACAAUGUUACCAUUGAAGAAGACACUAAAAAAAAUAGUGACAAUGUUUCUAUUGAAGAAGACACUAACAAAAAUAGUGACAAUAUUACCAUUGAAGAAGACACUAACAAAAACAGUGACAACGUUACCAUUGAAGAAGACACUAACAAAAAUAGUGACAAUAUUACCAUUGAAGAAGAUACUAACAAAAACAGUGACAAUGUUACCAUUGAAGAAGACACUAAAAAAAAUAGUGACAAUGUUUCUAUUGAAGAAGACACUAACAAAAAUAGUGGCAAUAUUACCAUUGAAGAAGACGCUUACAAAAAUAGUGACAAUGUUACUAUUGAAGAAGAUACUAACAAAAAUAGUGACAAUGUUACCAUGGAAGAAGACACUAACAAAAAUAGUGACAAUGUUCCCCUUGACGAAGACACUAACAAAAAUAGUGACAAUAUUACCAUUGAAGAAGACACUAACAAAAAUAGUGGCAAUAUUACCAUUGAAGAAGACGCUUACAAAAAUAGUGACAAUGUUACCAUUGAAGAAGAAACUAACAAAAAUAGUGACAAUGUUACCAUUGAAGAGGACACUAACAAAAACAGUGACAAUGUUACCAUUGAAGAAGACACUAAAAAAAAUAGUGACAAUGUUUCUAUUGAAGAAGACACUAACAAAAAUAGUGACACUGUUACCAUUGAAGAAGACACUAACAAAAACAGUGACAACGUUACCAUUGAAGAAGACACUAACAAAAACAGUGACAACGUUACCAUUGAAGAAGACACUAACAAAAAUAGGGACAAUGUUUCUAUUGAAGAAGACACUAACAAAAAUAGUGACAAUGCUACCAUUGAAGACACUAACAAAAAUAGUGACAAUGUUACCAUUGAAGAAGACACUAACAGAAAAUAG